Molecule: messenger RNA, 6950 nt
Organism: Thamnophis sirtalis
Lineage: Eukaryota; Metazoa; Chordata; Lepidosauria; Squamata; Natricidae
Source: RefSeq, a predicted model, not a curated record
UUCCCCGGGGAAGGGCCGCCUCGUUCGAACGCGGAAUAUAAAUCGUGGCCUUCCCGUUCUCCGGGGAUUUUAAGGACUCCAACUCUCCAAGGCCGCCCGUGGACUUCUAAAAGCAGAGCGGACGGCGGGGGUUGCAGUGUUCCUUUGUGCCGCUUCUGCUCCCGAUCUCUGCUGAGAUUUUGCCCUUUUAAAGUAUGGGUAAGCCAUUAAGCAGACCUGACUGUUUAAGGCAGAGCCCUGCUUGUUUGGGGAAAGGAGAGGACGAAGACGGCUACAUAGAGGACUGCUACGUUCCCCAAAGGUCUAUCUAUGACACCAUGAGAAUAAACGAGCAGAUCGAUCAGGGCUCCAAGCUGACUCAACCUUCCAAGAGCAGCCUAGAGAAAGGAGACAGUAGCACCAUUUCUAGCAACGGGACUUUAGGGGCUCCCGGUGCUCUGGAAUCAAAAGUACCAGAGAACAAAAAGUUAGAUGAAAGAGUUAUUUUUGAUGCUUUGAAACUCAGCAGCGAUGUCUCCAAGUCAGCCCCGGCACCUCCAAGGCGACGGCCCAACUUGGAGAAAAAGGAGAAUAUCAAUAGACGCUCCUGGAAAUCGUUUAUGCCACCAAAUUUCCCUGAGUUUGCUGAGAGAAUUGAAGCCUCCCUGAGCGAAGUCUCCGAAACGGCUGCUUCCGACCCCUCCUUGCAAGAGAAGCCUGGGUCUCUCACUGCGGCCGAAACCUGCAGCCCCUCAGACCCCAGGGAAUCCCUGUCGGAACCCUUGACCCUGGAGCAUGUGCCCAGGCCCUCUGGGCUGCCAGACCUUCAGGAGGCGAGACCACCAAGGGAAGCCUUGUGUGAGUUUUCUCAGGAAGAGUGCCAGGCCUUUCUGGAACCAGAAAACAUGGUGGUCGAUUUAACUGGGGGCAGGUGGAAGGGCCAUCGUCUUGUGAGUGCAACAUGGCCCAGGCUACUGAAAAACCCUCUCAAGGCCCCAGGCCUCCGGGGGAACCAGGACACCAUGGAGGCAGAUGAUUCCGAGUGUGUGAUAGAGACUGUGCCCCUGUCUCCCUGCCUGAGCGAAGAGCUCCUGGAUCCAGGGAUGGGUGUCCUCCUCAGCCCUGGUCUCCGUGAGAAGACAGAAUCUGAGUUGAGAUUUGAAGAGGAUGAGCGAUUGAUCAUGAUGGAAGCUGAGGAGUGGGAGGAAGGCUCCCUGUCAGAAAAGGGGAAGGCGACUGAGGAAACAAAGGGCUGUUUGACAGGUAUCUCUGAAGAAAGGGGACAAUUAUGCCUUCCAUUCGUGACUGUCGAGGAAGCCGUAGAGAAGGUUGCUGGAGUCCAAGGAACCUAUAACCACCCAUUGCACCAGCAAGAACCCUGGGAUGACUCAGAGCCUCAGGCUGCCAGCUCUGCUCUGGUUCCCCAGGAAACACAUCAAGACUUUAGCGCUCUUCUUGGAGAGGGUGGUGGGGUUUGCGGUGCUGAAGCUGUAACAAUCCGAGGGGAAGGGGCAGGAUUUGCCUCUGGUUUGGAACUCUGCCUCGGUCCUCCUGCCCCAGAGCAAUUUUCUGACACGGACUCUGUGCAGAUGUUCCUUGAGCUAGAAAAGCUUUGCAUGAAUGAGGAGGAGAAAGAUGGGGAAGCUCCAACUGAAUUUGAGGUUCAAAAUGUGACGUUUUCUUCAGAAGGGCUAGACCUACUGGAGAAUUUGGACUUGCCCUCGGAGGCUGGGGCAAAACCAUCCCAACACUUAACUCACCAUGAAAUCAGUGUGGCUGACUCAGCCAUGGUGUCUGAUCUAGAAGAUUUUGAUGCCACUUUUGGUUCUCAAGUAGCAAGUGCAACAGAGCCGAUACUGUCAGACUCUUUUUCUGAACAGGACACUUCCGGGGACUCAGAGAAAGGGAUGCUUCCCAAUCCUGCAGUUGCAAAAGAUAUUGAAUCGCAAUAUUGUUGCGAUCAUUCAUCUUCUGUUACUCUGGGGGAAGAGGAUAGGGCAGAAUUGCUAAUGACUGAGGAAGUGGCAAAAAGUCACAAGGCCAAAGGCCAGUUGGACUCGAUAUGGAGAGAGUCUGUGGUUCCAGUUCAUGUGCCUUGCUGCAGAGCACAAGCCCCCUGCAUUCAUGUCGCUGAGGAGGAAACGUCUCCUCUGUUCAGUGGGACAGAGAGGACAUCCCUGAGCCAGGAUGAAUUUGCUACCAUUGCUGAGGAUCUGAAUUCUCAGCAAGAAUUUGAUCUGAUUGAAGGGGUGAUGAGCCCUGAGGAACCAGAGCUGUUUGCUUCUUACGAGCUGAAUCCUUCAGAAAUGAUGGUGGACUUUUCAAAUUGGGAUGUCCCUGAACUGGGCUCUGAGGAUGACGUUGUAAAGCUAGACAAAGAGAACAUUCUGUUUGCCAUCCAUCCAGAGGAAACAGAAGGGAUGGGGGAUUUUUGGCCACAUUUACCAAGCGAUUCCGAAAUGAUACAGGGUUCCAAGGAGUCCAUAAGACGCACAGGAUCCUUAGACCACCGGAAGUCUAUCGACACUAGCAAUAGGUACCAGCUUGAGCUUUUGCCGUGGCCAGUAAGCGCUACAGAAGAGGUAGUGAGUACUACUUUUCUUCAAGAGGAAGAGCCAAAAAUAACUGAGCAGGCAACAGUUGAUCCAGUUGUGGAGAGAGACUUCAUGGAUCCUGGGAUCCUGGAAUUGCUUUUUGGGCAGAGUGGGAGUAGUGAGGUAACAGAGGAAGGGGAAAGGGAUGCCAAGUUUGUAGAUGCAUACUCCCGCCCAUCAGGUCCUGUGGAUUGCUCAUGGGAGGCCCAAGAUAGUGUUGGAGAUUUUGCAGGCAGGCUUGAAGGGGAAGCUACUUCUUUCAGUCCUUUGCCUAGGGAUGAGGAUAGCGAUGUCCUUCCAGAUACUGUAGAGGGCCUUGCCAGCACCAUCAUGGGUCUCUGCACUAUUAAUGCAACGGACUUCACAUUGUUGUCCUUGUCAGGUUCACUGAAUUCAAUCUUAGCUCUGGAUCUAUCUGUUGAAGAUGCUACAAGUUUAAUUGGUGAUGGAGAUGACUCUGAAACAGCCACGUGGGUGUGCAGCAGCCAGGAGAUGAUACCAGCAUUACAAACUGCACAAGAGAUCUCGUCUCUCCCCAUGCCGCUCUGCCCCAUUCAGUGUCCAGACAAAGAGGAGCUGCCUAUUCAGGAAGAGUGGACCAUGAUACCCAGUUCCUCAGAGGAAUCUAUGCAGGUGAUCCAAGGGAUGGAUGAGAGUAUUUUGCCAUUUAAUGUAAGUCUAGAAGAGCAUCUUUCUCAGUGGGAAAGUAGCCUUCUGAUCCUGGCAUUUGACACCUCAAGGGAUGUACCAUCCAGCCCAGCAGAGUUGCCUGCCUCUGAAGCUGAAGAGGAGACCCAUGCUAUGUCAGGCAUGGAGGCCCUGUCUUCCUUCUCCACUCCUGGAAGCACUCCUGGAAGCAGUGAACUGGUCCCAGAUAAUGAGCAAUUCCAGAAGGAGCAAGUUGACCCCCUUCAGUUAAAGCUGCAGCAGGUUAAUGGGCUUGGACAAGGGCUUGUCCAGAGUGCAGGGAAGAACUGUGAUGUCCAGGGCUUGGAGCAUGACAUGGAGGAGAUCAACACCCGAUGGAAUACCCUCAACAAAAAGGUGGCCCAGAGGGUUGCCCAACUGCAGGAAGCCCUGCUCCAUUGUGGGAAGUUCCAGGACGCCUUGGAGCCUUUGCUCAGCUGGUUGACUGACACGGAGGAGCUCAUCUCCAACCAGAAGCCGCCAUCUGCUGAAUACAAAGUGGUGAAGGCUCAAAUCCAGGAGCAGAAGUUGCUGCAACGUCUCCUGGACGAUCGGAAAGCUACUGUUGAGAUGAUCCAAGCGGAGGGUGGCAGAAUCGCCCGCUCGGCUGAACCAGCAGACAGGGAGAAAAUCGUCGGCCAGUUGAAUAGCCUGGGAAGCCACUGGGCAAGCCUUCUUAGCAAAGCUUCAGCCAGGCAAAGUCAGCUGGAGGAGAUCCUGGUUUUGGCCAGGCAGUUCCACGAGACAUCAGAGCCCACCUCUGAGUGGUUGUCGGUGACUGAAAAGAAACUGGCCAAUUCCGAGCCCAUUGGGACUCAGACGGCCAAAAUCCAGCAGCAGAUUGCACGGCACAAGGCGCUAGAGGAGGAGAUAGACAAUCAGGCCACGUCGGUGACUCAGGUGGUCAGCAUUGGCCAUUCCCUGGCCUUGCUGAGCUGCCGUGCUGAGCAGGCCUCCCUGGCCGAGAAGCUUGACCUGCUUGAGUCCCGGUACGCUGAGGUUUCUGACCGAUGUGGCCGGAAGGCUGUCCUCCUCGAACAGGCUUUGUCCAAUGCCCGGCUCUUUGGGGAGGAUGAAGUGGAGGUGCUGAACUGGUUGGCUGAGGUUGAAGACAGGCUCAGCUUGGUGUCCGUCAAGGAUUACAGACGAGAGGUCCUGCAGCAGCAACAUUCUGGCCAGCUGGCUUUGAAUGAUGAGAUUGUGAACCGCAAGAAGCACGUUGACCAGGCCAUCAAGAAUGGGCAGGCCCUCCUGAAACAAACCACAGGUGAAGAGGUGCUGCUCAUCCAAGAGAAACUGGAUGGCAUCAAGACCCGCUACUCGGAUAUCACCGCUGCCAGCUCAAAGGCUCUCCGCACACUGGAGCAGGCACGGCAGCUGGCCACCAAGUUCCAGUCAACACAUGAAGAGUUGACAGGCUGGAUGGGUCAGGUGGAAGAGGAGCUGAUGUAUGGGGGAGGACAUUCCCCCACCGGCGAACAGAUCCCUCAAUUCCAGCAGAGGCAGAAGGAACUAAAGAAGGAGGUGAUGGAACAUCAGAUUAUUCUGGACACAGUGAACGAAGUCAGCCAUGCCCUCCUUGAACUGGUCCCUUGGCGAGCCCGUGAAGGACUAGAUAAGCUGGUUUCAGACACCAACGAGCGGUAUAAAGCCACCAGUGACACCAUCAACCAGCGGGUGGCAGAGAUAGAUGCUGCCAUCCAAAGAUCUCAGCAGUACGAGCAGGCAGCCGAUGCGGAACUCGCCUGGGUUGCUGAGACCAGACGGAAGCUGUUGGCGCUUGGUCCAGUUAGGUUGGAGCAGGACCAGACCACUGCCCAGCUGCAGGUGCAGAAGGCCUUCUCUAUCGACAUUAUUCGUCACAAAGAUUCUGUGGAUGAACUGCUCAGCCAACGAACAGAGAUUUUCGGAACUUGUGGAGAGGAGCAGAAAGUCAUGCUGCAGGAGAAGACGGAAUCUCUUCUGAAGCAGUAUGAUGCAACCAGCCACCUCCACUCGGAGCGCUAUGCUCGCCUGGAACGGGCCCAGGUCCUGGUCAACCAAUUCUGGGAGACCUAUGAAGAGCUGAGUCCUUGGGUUGAGGAGACCCAAGCAUUGAUUGGGCAGCUUCCCCCUCCAGCAAUUGACCACGAGCACCUCAAGCAGCAGCAGGAAGAUAUGAGGCAACUGAGGGAAUCCAUUGCUGAACACAAGCCCCACAUUGACAAGCUGCUGAAAAUUGGCCCUCAACUGACGGAACUGAACCCCGAGGAAGGGGCCAUGGUGCAGGGGAAGUACUUUGCCGCAGAAGCCACCUACUCCCGCAUCAAGGAAGAGGUCCGCCAGCGGGCUCAGGCCCUUGACGAGGCCAUCUCCCAGUCAACACAGAUUGCAGAGUUCCAUGACAAGAUAGAGCCGAUGCUGGAGAUGCUGGAGACGCUGUCCUCCCGCCUGCGCAUGCCUCCCUUGAUCCCAGCCGAGGUGGAGAAGAUCCGUGAGUGCAUUGGUGACAAUAAAAAUGCCACACUGGAGCUGGACAAGCUGCAGCCAUCCUUCGAAGGACUGAAGCGCCGGGGAGAGGAACUGAUUGGACGAUCCCAGGGGGCAGACAGGGACCUGGCAGCCAAAAACAUCCAGGAUAAAUUAGAUCACAUGGUAUUUUUCUGGGAAGACAUCAAAGCUCGGGCUGAGGAACGCGAGAUCAAGUUCCUUGAUGUCCUGGAGCUGGCGGAAAAGUUCUGGUAUGACAUGGCUGCCCUCCUAACCACCAUCCGGGAUACCCAAGACAUUGUCCAUGAUCUGGAAAGUCCUGGGAUUGAUCCAUCCAUAAUCAAACAGCAGAUUGAAGCAGCCGAGACCAUCAAGGAAGAGACAGACGGUUUGCAUGAAGAACUGGAAUUCAUCCGAAUCCUGGGGGCCGAUCUGAUUUUCGCCUGUGGGGAGAUGGAGAAACCAGAAGUUAAGAAAAGCAUUGAUGAGCUGAACGGUGCCUGGGAACAUCUGAACAGAACCUGGAAGGAGAGGCUGGAGAAGCUGGAGGAGGCCAUGCAGAAUGCAGUGCAGUAUCAGGAUAAUCUGCAGGCUAUGUUUGACUGGCUAGAUAACACAGUGAUUAAACUGUGCAACAUGUCCCCGGUGGGCACAGAUCUCAACACUGUCAAAGAGCAACUGAAUGAGAUGAAGGAGUUCAAAACAGAAGUAUACCAGCAGCAAAUAGAGAUGGAGAAGCUGAAUCACCAGGGAGAACUUUUGCUCAAAAAAGCCACAGAUGAGACAGACCGAGACAUCAUCAGAGAGCCACUAACAGAACUGAAGCAUCUUUGGGAGAAUCUGAGUGAAAAAAUAGCUCAUCGACAGCACAAGCUGGAAGGGUCUCUCUUGGCCCUUGGCCAGUUCCAGCAUGCCCUGGCUGAGCUUAUGGCAUGGCUGACCCACACCGAAGAGCUGCUGGAUUCCCAGAGGCCCAUCAACGGGGACCCCAAAGUCAUUGAAGUGGAGUUGGCCAAGCACCAUGUACUGAAAAAUGAUGUGUUGGCCCACCAAGCCACAGUGGAGACCGUGAACAAGGCUGGCAAUGAACUCCUGGAAUCCAGUGCAACGGAUGAUGCCAGCAGUCUCCGGAACCGGCUGGAGACCAUGAACUCCUGCUGGGAGUCAGUCCUGCAGAAGACGGAAGUGCGGGAGCAGCAGCUGCAGGCAACCCUUCAGCAG